GCGCUGUGUCUUGUGGGUGGAAAGGCGCUGACUGGGUUUGGCGUUUCGGGCAAUGUCGGGGCUGGGGGACUAAGAGCUGACGCCGAGUAAGUAUGAGGAAGACCGGGGGUGGAUGGCUGCCCGAAUGUGGAGGCGAUGCCUCGGUUGUGAGGUCUGAGCCUGCCCUUCUCAGCUGGUCCUAAUAGCAAGGGGCGGGAGGCGGGCCUGGAGUUCCCAUCUCUGGACACUUGAAUUAGCUUUAGCAGAAGAGAAAUGGAGGAGCCAUAGAACAUUAAGGAUGAAUUCAGGAAGGCCUGAGACCAUGGAAAACUUGCCUGCUCUCUACACUAUUUUCCAAGGAGAGGUUGCUAUGGUGACAGACUAUGGAGCCUUUAUCAAAAUCCCAGGCUGUCGGAAGCAAGGUCUGGUCCAUCGAACUCACAUGUCAUCCUGUCGGGUGGAUAAACCCUCUGAGAUAGUAGAUGUUGGAGACAAAGUGUGGGUGAAGCUUAUUGGCCGAGAGAUGAAAAAUGAUAGGAUAAAAGUAUCCCUCUCCAUGAAAGUUGUCAACCAAGGGACUGGGAAAGACCUUGAUCCCAACAACGUUAUCAUUGAGCAAGAAGAGAGGCGGAGGCGGUCCUUCCAGGAUUAUACUGGGCAGAAGAUAACCCUUGAGGCCGUCCUGAACACUACCUGCAAGAAGUGUGGCUGUAAAGGCCACUUUGCAAAAGAUUGUUUCAUGCAACCAGGUGGGACCAAAUACUCUCUGAUACCUGAUGAGGAAGAGGAGAAGGAAGAGGCAAAGUCAGCAGAGUUUGAGAAGCCUGACCCCACAAGGAAUUCUUCUAGAAAAAGAAAGAAGGAAAAGAAGAAAAAGAAACACAGAGAUAGGAAGUCAUCUGACUCUGAGAGCUCAGACUCUGAGAGUGAUACAGGCAAGAAGGCGAGGCACACAUCAAAAGACAGCAAGGCAGCAAAGAAGAAGAAGAAGAAGAAGAAGCACAAGAAGAAGCACAAGGAGUGAGAGUAGGAAGAGGAGAGGGGGUGGUUGAGAGUAAGGAAACAGGAGCCUUGUGCCCUGAAGCCCUGGCUCUGGAAAGACUCAGUAGUGAGAACAUGGCCUCCCACCCCACUGACUUCGCUCCCAUGGGAGAUGGCUUCCCCUCAUGCAGCAGGCAGGUUUGGGAAUUAGAGGUCAAAAGCAGCUGCCUGAUUGAGUUUUCCUUAUUACUCCUGGUCCCUUUGCAAGUGAACCCUGCAGCUCACCCAUUCAUUCACUCAACUUCCUUCAUUCAGCAGGAGUUCCUAUUACCCUCUCCAGCUGCCACUGCCAGAGCCAGAUUCCUGUACAGGAGUCCAGGCUAGAGCCACAGGUACUGCUGUGGAGCUGAGUCUGGCUAUUGUUGGAGAACAGAGUGAUUGGCGCCUAACUGUUGGUCUGUCCUGGGUCAAUUGGGUGAUCUCUGCUGCAUCCAACCCCAGGUGCAAAGGAAGACUGGCAGUUAAGAGGGAGGACAACAUGGUAAGAAGUGGUACUCACUUUUUCCAUUCCCCCUCACAUAGUUCUGUGCUAGAACUGACAGCCAGUGGCCACAGCCAGAAAGGAUUUGCAGUGUGACUUAGCUUGGGUAUGACAUUCCUGCAGACCACUGAACCAGAUAGGUGAAGCCAAGAUCAUUGUUCUGUUUUGUAUUUACUACUGUGUGAGUCAUUUGGUUCCACUUCAGGUCUCUGCUUAAAUUCCUGGCACUAAAUGGAAGUGUGUUUGGUUUUAAACUUACUGAAAGUUCUUUUUUUCUAA
Molecule: messenger RNA, 1780 nt
Organism: Galeopterus variegatus (Sunda flying lemur)
Lineage: Eukaryota; Metazoa; Chordata; Mammalia; Dermoptera; Cynocephalidae
Gene: ZCCHC17
Product: zinc finger, CCHC domain containing 17
Exons: 8
Coding region: 278-1003 (241 amino acids)
Biological process (GO): RNA stabilization
Molecular function (GO): RNA binding; zinc ion binding
Source: RefSeq, a predicted model, not a curated record